AUGGAAAAGGUUGAUAAAAAAGAAGAAGAAACAUGUUAUGCAUAUGUUGAUGCUGAAAUGGCUCAAUUUGAAGAAGUUGCUGGAACAUGUUCAAAUAAAGAUAAUGAGAAGGAAUUAUGUUGUACAGUAAGAAGUGUAACUAUUGGUUUAAUAUUUGUCAUUGGAAUGUCUUAUCUUCAUCAAUGGGGAAAUUUUCAAAAAAUGGCUCCUUUUAUAUCAUCAGUUUUAGUUAUUGUUGUUGCUUAUCCAUUAGGAUAUCUGUGGCAAUUAAUUGUACCAAAGUCCAAACCAUUUACAUUAAAAGAACAUGGUUUUAUAUUAGUUAUGGCUAAUGUUGCUUAUAUGUAUAAUUCUGUAUUUAUUUAUGCAACAUUAACAACAUUAAAAGUACUUGAAAAUGAAAAAGUUAAUUUUGCAUAUUAUUUCUUUUUUGUUCUUUCAAUUCAAUUUCUUGGAUUUGGUCUUGCAGGUAUUCUUCGUCGAUUUUUGGUUUGGCCAUGUGAAGUAAUAUGGCCCCAAAAUUUACCAUUAAUAGCUGUAUUACGUACAUUUCAUGAACGUCAAUCAAGUGUAACAGAAACAUCAUAUGGAAAUCAAAAUCAAAGUUUAAAAAAACGUUUAAUGAAUAAUCGUUUAUUAUUUUUUAUAUUAAUAUCAUUAAUAUCAUUUAUAUAUGAAUGGUUUCCAUUAUAUAUAAUGCCAAUAUUAGCAUAUUUUUCUUGGAUGUGUUGGAUAAGUCCAAAUAAUAAUGCGUUAGCACAAUUAACAGCAGUACGUGGUCUUGCUAUUGCUGGUGGAGGUUUAACAUUAGAUUGGUAUCAAGUAACACGAUAUUUAGGUUCACCAUUAAUAUUACCUCGUUGGGCAUUAAUUAAUAUAGCAUUUGGUUUUGUAUUAAUUAUAUGGUUUAUUGUUCCUAUUGUAUAUGGAUCAAAUGUUCGAUCAUUUACAACAUAUCCAAUAGGUGGAGUUGUAUCAACUGAAUUUACAGCAUUAAGUUUAGUUACAGCAUUUACAUCAUUUGCAAGUAUAACAGCUGUUUUUGUUCAUACAUUAUUAUUUCAUGGUGUUGAUAUAUGGCAACAAUUUCGAACAAAAACUUUAGCAAAUAUGGGUAAUGACAUGCAUGCUAGAAUGAUAUCAAUUUAUCCAACAGUACCUGAUUGGUGGUAUUUAGAAUUAUUUGCAUUAGCAUUAAUUGUAGCAUGUGUUACAUGUGAUCAUGCUGGAUGGCUAAAGUGGUAUUAUGUUUUAUUAUCAUUAUUUAUAGGAGCUUUAUUUACAUUACCAUUUGGAUUAGUUUCAUCAAUAACAGGACAAUUAUUACACAAUUUAUCUGUUUAUUAUUUAUGUUUAUUAAUUGGACAAUCAUUAUCAUUGCAAACAUCAGCUAAAGAAAUCUAUACAUUUAUAGCACUUGGUUAUAUUGUUUUUGUUCAAACAUUAGUUUUAAUUCAAGAUAUGAAAUUAGCUCAUUAUAUUAAAAUAGGCCCACGUUCAUUAUUUGCUGCUCAAUGUCUUGCUGGUUUUGUAUGUUCAACAUUUUCAAUUGGAAUUCGUUAUAUGUAUAUUAAUAAAGGUUAUCAAACAAGUAAUUGGUCAAUAUUUAAUAAUACGAAACUUGGCUGGACACUUUUAAAUGAUUAUAAUGGAUUUUUUAAUGGAACUAAUUUAUCAAAUAGAGAUUUAUUAUGGGCUUUUCUUGUUGGAGCAUUUAUACCAAUUCCUGGAUGGAUAUUAUCAAGAUUUCAACGUUUUCAUUGGUUAAAUAAAUUACAUUGGCCAUUAAUAUUUGUAACUAUUGGUUGGAUGCCAUCGAUUGUUCCAGCAGGUGCUUUAUUUACCUGGCUUUUAAUUGGUUUAAUUGUUUAUUUUUCAUUUGGAAAAUAUAGUUGGAGACAACGUCAUGUUUAUUUAGUUUCAGCUGGACUUGAUCUUGGUCUUAAUAUAACAAUAAUUAUUGUUAGUACAGCAUUAGUUAAUAAAAGUGUUCUUUUUCCACAAUGGUGGGGAAAUCAAAAUACAACUGUUUAUGAUAGUUGUCAAAGAGCUGUUCAAACUUGGUAA
This is a messenger RNA of Rotaria sp. Silwood2, 2067 nucleotides long. Lineage: Eukaryota; Metazoa; Rotifera; Eurotatoria; Philodinida; Philodinidae. The record is from the annotation of a GenBank genome assembly.